AGUUACGUUGGGCGGGGUUGCCGGAAGAAGUGGCGAAGUUUCUUUUGCUCCUUGUUUUCUUUUGCGCUCAGCAGUGCUCUACCUCCAAGGAAGUCCCCGAGCCCCCGAAGUUACUUUUGAGGGGACCAAGUAGCGGCGGCGAGCGAGGAGAACAGCGCGGGGCCCGAGGCAGCUCCUGUGUCCCCAGGCCGAUUCCAGGGCACCCGGAGUCGGAGACCCCCGCGAGGCCGCGCACCGGACCCUGCGCGCAGUCAUGAGCCCCGCCUUCCACUGGUGCUCGGAGAGGGGCGGCGCCUGGAGCGAGGCUGCUCCGUGACCCCACCAUGUCCUCCCCCAACACGAGUUCCCUGGACACCCCAGUGCCUGGAGAUGGCUCCCCUCAGCCCAGCACCUCCUCCUCCUCUUCACCCGCCAUAAAGGAGGAGGGGCUGGAGCCUGAUGUCCCAGGCACUAAUGGGGUUGACUCUGCCAACAUCGUGGGUGAGACAGGAACACGGUUGACAGGGAGGGAUGGAGGCCGGGAACAAGCAGAGAAGCAAGUCAUCUUAGAGCAGGAGGAUGAACCGGAACGCAAGCGCAAGAAAGGUCCUGCUCCGAAGAUGCUGGGCCACGAGCUGUGCCGCGUGUGUGGGGACAAGGCCUCAGGCUUCCACUAUAAUGUGCUGAGCUGCGAAGGCUGCAAGGGCUUCUUCCGGCGCAGCGUGGUCCAUGGCGGGGCCGGGCGCUAUGCCUGCCGGGGCAGUGGGACCUGCCAGAUGGAUGCCUUCAUGCGGCGCAAGUGCCAGCUGUGCCGACUGCGCAAGUGCAAAGAGGCCGGGAUGCGGGAGCAGUGCGUCCUCUCUGAAGAGCAGAUCCGCCAGAAGAAGAUUCAGAAGCAGCAGCAGCAGCCGCCACCACAGCCGCCAGUGGAGCUGGCCAGCAGCUCAGCGUCUGGGCCAGGGGUGUCCCCUGGAGGGUCGGAGGCCAGCAGCCAGGGCUGCGGGGAAGGGGAAGGCGUUCAGUUGACUGCUGCGCAGGAGCUGAUGAUCCAGCAGCUGGUGGCGGCGCAGCUCCAGUGCAACAAGCGCUCUUUCUCCGACCAGCCUAAAGUGACGCCCUGGCCCCUGGGCGCAGACCCCCAGUCCCGUGACGCACGCCAACAGCGUUUUGCCCACUUCACGGAGCUGGCCAUCAUCUCCGUCCAGGAGAUUGUGGACUUUGCCAAGCAGGUGCCUGGCUUCCUGCAGCUGGGCCGUGAGGACCAGAUUGCUCUCCUAAAGGCAUCCACCAUAGAGAUCAUGUUGCUGGAGACAGCCCGGCGUUACAACCAUGAGACAGAGUGUAUCACCUUCCUGAAGGACUUCACCUACAGCAAAGAUGACUUCCAUCGUGCAGGCCUGCAGGUGGAGUUCAUCAACCCCAUCUUUGAGUUCUCCAGGGCCAUGCGCCGGCUGGGCCUGGACGACGCCGAGUACGCCCUCCUCAUUGCCAUCAACAUUUUCUCAGCUGACCGACCCAACGUGCAGGAGCCAAGCCGCGUGGAGGCACUGCAGCAACCCUAUGUGGAGGCGUUGCUGUCCUACACGCGAAUCAAGAGGCCACAGGACCAACUUCGCUUCCCACGCAUGCUGAUGAAGUUGGUAAGCCUUCGCACGCUCAGCUCAGUGCACUCUGAGCAGGUCUUUGCCCUGCGGCUCCAGGACAAGAAGCUACCGCCCCUGCUCUCUGAAAUCUGGGAUGUGCACGAGUGAUGGAGAGCCUUGCCACGGCCCAGCAUUGCACCCUCAGCAGAGGGACUAUGCCCUGGCUUUCUGGGUGCCCGCCAGGCCCAACCUCAACACCCUCUGCAGUUGGCACCGGGACUCCGUUCUGCCCACCGAGUCUUCCAGGAGGGGUGAGGGUCACAGGCCCCACUUCCCUAGCUGCGCUGCCGCUCAGUGCCCAGCUUACACCUCAAGCCCACCAUGCCAUUGCACCUUGGGCGGACCGGAUCGAGGGCUAGUGGGGCUCUUCGCAGCCCGAAGACCGCGGCCCCAGCCCCAUUUCUCUGCGCCUUUUAUUUAAUAAAAAAUAAAAACAA
Messenger RNA from Jaculus jaculus (lesser Egyptian jerboa), 2059 nucleotides. RefSeq names its product nuclear receptor subfamily 1 group H member 2 (gene Nr1h2). Gene Ontology annotation, biological process: lipid metabolic process; positive regulation of transcription by RNA polymerase II; negative regulation of transcription by RNA polymerase II. The record is from RefSeq and is a predicted model, not a curated record. NCBI's taxonomy places the organism in Eukaryota, Metazoa, Chordata, Mammalia, Rodentia, Dipodidae. The transcript has 10 exons. Gene Ontology annotation, molecular function: nuclear receptor activity; zinc ion binding; RNA polymerase II cis-regulatory region sequence-specific DNA binding. Bases 324 to 1730 code for a protein of 468 amino acids.